Drosophila obscura is the source of this 880-nucleotide messenger RNA. Its product is annotated as heterogeneous nuclear ribonucleoprotein A1-like. The coding region runs from base 91 to 429 and encodes 112 amino acids. The transcript is spliced from 2 exons. NCBI's taxonomy places the organism in Eukaryota, Metazoa, Arthropoda, Insecta, Diptera, Drosophilidae. The record is from RefSeq and is a predicted model, not a curated record.
AGAGAAAGAUUUCGAUGGCAACGAUUCAGUACCAAAGAUCUAUUUCAAACGUCUACUACAUUUGUAGCCAAAAAAACCUUUUAAAACAAAAUGAAAUUUCUGGUGAUCGUAUUUGUGGCUCUGUUUGCUGUGGCCUCCUGCCUGCCCCAGUUCGGAGGAUUCGGCGGUGGCUUUGGCGGUGAGCAGCAGCAGCAACAGCAGCAGCAGGAUGCUGGUUUCGGCGGCGGCUUCGGCGGCGGAUUCGGCGGCGAGCAGCAGCAGCAACAGCAGGAGGCUAGUUUCGGCGGCGGCUUCGGCGGUGGAUUCGGCGGCGAGCAGCAGCAGCAACAGCAGCAGCAGGAGGGCGGUUUCGGCGGUGGCUUCGGCGGCUUUGGCGGUGGAUUCGGUGGCGAGCAGCAGCAGCAACAGCAGCAGGAGGGAAUAUUCUAAAUUCUAAAACGGGCACCGAUUGUGCCCGACGUUGUUAUGCCAUUGAAAGUUCCUCUGCGAGGGACUAGAGAGGACUCUCUACUCAACUCUUUUAAACUAAAAACAAAAUAAAAAAAAUCUAAAAAACAAAACCAAAAAAAAAAAAAAAACGUUGCAAAAAGUUCGAGACAAAAAAAAAAUCCGCUAUGCUUGAGGCCAGUGACUCAUGAAUUAUUUCGUGCAAGUGUCAAAUAAUCUAAUGAUCAUAAAUGAACAUUUCAUUUGAUUAGCAUAGAGAUAGCAGAGCGAAAGACAGAGACAGAGAUGCCAAGCAAAAACCUGUAUUUUGUGUACAAAAAAAAACAAAAAGUCUAUCUGAGGAAUCCCCCCUAUGAAAGCACUAAGCUAGACAUAUCUGAGACCAGUUUUGAGUCUCACAAAAAAACACAAAUAAAUGGCAGAGCAACUCGAA